UUUCAGCGUGCGAACGAGAAAAACAAAACAGGAGCACGCGUGCGAGUGACUUCUCCGGCACUUUUAUUUUUUUUAUUUCGUGCUCUGCAGGAGCGCUGAUAUGAGCGUACAACGUCACUCUGACUUUUCACCAAACUGUAAUUCACUCCGCAUUCUUCGUGCAUGGUGUUUUGUUUAUAUGUUGCUUGGCAACAGUCCGCUCAACGGAGAUCUAUUUUUGCUUAGAUUGCUGCUCGAGCGCCUCUCGCUGUAUGUGAUAGCUCGAGCGCGGCGCGCCUCCCGCUGUAUGUGAUAUUGCUGCUCGAGCGCCUCUCGCUGUAUGUGAUAUUGCACAUCUCAACACCGCUAACUACUAAGCUAAAACAAAUAUGCAAAGCAUAACUGCGUUUUUCAAAAAGAAUGAUGGGAAAACACAAACAAACAGAGGAAGAGAGGAAGAGGAAGAAAUCGCCAGGAAGAAGGUUAGAGUGGAGAAAGUUACUGUAGUCGAUAAAGUCUACAAAUUCAACCCCGACUGGUUGAAGGAUUUCGGGGGGCUACUUUAUGAUGCCGAGAACAUGAAAAUGUUCUGUACAUUUUGUAAGGAAGCCCCAUCGGCAAUGGCAGGCUCUUCUCUGUUUAGAACCGGGAACCCUAAUCUAAAACGCGAUGCUGUGGUAAAACAGAGCGAGUCCGUUCGGCAUUCUCGAUGUCGCGAUUUAUAUAUAAAUCACACCCAGUCCAAUAACCCUGGCACGGUGGAAGCCGCCGUUGGCAGACAAGUGGCUAUCUCUAAUCAGGACGCGCUCCGGCAGCUGAAGGUUAAAUUUACCAUAGGGUAUGUGAUCGCAAAGGAAGAGAUAGCCUUCACUAAAUUUGGACCGAGGAUUGCCCUUCACCAUAAAAAUGGAUUCAACAUCAAUCCCACAUAUGACAAUGAUGUGAGAUGUGCUGAGAUGGUCGGUCAAACAGCAGAAGGCAUCAAAGACACUCUCGCUGCCCAGCUACAAGCGGCCCGUUACCUCGCAGUCCUGAUAGAUGGCGAUACGGACAUAUCAAACACGGAGUGUGAGAUUGUGUAUGUGCGCUUCGUGGAGGAUGGCAGACCGGUGACCCGCCUCGUCGGCCAACAGGCUCUCUUACACGCUCAUGCGCAAGGUGUCCUGGUUGGAACCAAUGCAGCAUUUGAAGCUCUUGGACGUGGUAAAUGCGACUGGAAGGUGUAGUGGCAAUUUCUGUUUCUGUAUCAGAUAUUGCGUCUAAGCAGAUGAGAUAUUUAGAUGCAAAAAGCACACAAUACUGUUGACAAUUAGUGGUCAUAUAUAUUUGUAAUAAAAGUACGAACAAAGAUACAUCACAACAUGCAUCAACAAACAACAUAACAGGCAAACAUUACAAUAAUCGGAGGCCUCAGAUGGGAGCUUCUCUUUGCGUGUUACUUCAUACUCAAGGUACGCUGGGGAGAAGUCCACUGAGAAGCUAAAGUCAGGAGCUUUUAUACACUUAGAUCGGAUCCUUGAGGGCAGUUGGCCUCCAAUAAACCAAAAGCCUUUGUUAACCAGAUGUUAAUCUAUUGAUCGAAGUUUCUUCAGAGGUUAAGAAGGUGGUUGAGGCUGUUCCUUAUCACCCUUUGCUUCUCUACGCUCCCCAGGGGGUCAAGUAAAACAGGCCCAAACCAAACUACAUACAACACGGAAACAGAAUGUGAAACCAGAUUACAUCACAUGAAACACUAAGAAUUACAUUUUAGAAGACCCUGCAGAAUAGCAAGAUUCCAAGAAUGGAAUGUGAAACCAGAUUACAUCACACGAAACACUAAGAUUUACAUUUUAGAAGAACCUGAACGUAACAUGUAGAUUUUCCAUCACAA
Messenger RNA from Gadus chalcogrammus (walleye pollock), 1849 nucleotides. RefSeq lists its product as uncharacterized. The transcript is spliced from 2 exons. NCBI's taxonomy places the organism in Eukaryota, Metazoa, Chordata, Actinopteri, Gadiformes, Gadidae. The record is from RefSeq and is a predicted model, not a curated record. Bases 369 to 1205 code for a protein of 278 amino acids.